Messenger RNA from Topomyia yanbarensis, 453 nucleotides. RefSeq names its product ubiquitin-like protein 3 (gene UBL3). Gene Ontology annotation, molecular function: protein binding. The record is from RefSeq and is a predicted model, not a curated record. NCBI's taxonomy places the organism in Eukaryota, Metazoa, Arthropoda, Insecta, Diptera, Culicidae. Bases 1 to 453 code for a protein of 150 amino acids. The transcript has 4 exons.
AUGGUCGAUAAACUGAAUGCCUUCCGAUUGACCGGUUCUUUCGUAGUCUUCUUUCGAACGGAACCAAUGCCAUUCAAUAUUUUCACGACAUCCCGCAAAAUGGCAUCGCGUCGGAUAAACCUGCGACUGAUACUCGUCAGCGGCAAGACGAAAGAGUUUCUCUUCAGCCCAUCCGAUUCGGCCGGGGACAUAGCACUGACAGUGUUCGAGAGUUGGCCCGAUGACUGGGAAUCAGAGGCGGUGGCGAAAGCGGAGAUCCUAAGACUUAUCUACCAGGGCAGGUUUUUGCACUGCAAUGUGACGCUAGGCGCCCUAGGGUUACCGUUAGGCAAAACGACCGUAAUGCAUUUGGUACCACGUGAUAAUCUACCCGAGCCAAACUCACAAGACCAGCGGCAGAAGAGUAAAGGCGGCUCCAGUAGAUGUUGUUCCACUAGUUGUUGUAUAUUGUAA